UGUGUGAAUUUAGCUGUACGUUUCUGUAAUCUCUCUUCCUUUUUUCUCGGCAAGUGAGUGUCGUUUUGCCGCCGUGCCGUUUUGUGGUUGCCUUACCAACAAUAAGAACUCACACUGUCGCAUGAAGCUUUCUUCCACAAAAGUCAACUGCCUGGGCUUUGAUGUAUCGAGGAUGGCUGUUGUAUGUGUGACCCGAUGCAAGCUGCACCUUUUCAUGCCCGCUGGCCCACGUUUGUUUAUUUUUAAGCGAAGCUCGUAGCUUCAACAUCAGUAGAAAUGCGGAGUUGGCAGAAUUGUAACAAAAUGAUAUGCCAGGGGUUGUGGAUCGCGCCGAGGUUGACCAACUUAUCGACAGCUCAUUUGUGUUCAUGGGACCUGCGUUGUGAUUACAUUGUAGUUUUAUCAUUCUUAGUUUAAUCCCUGCUGACUGGUAAUCUCGUUUUACCGAAGCCCAUUGUUUAAGAAAUGAUCCUUCUUGAAUCUUAUUUGAAUCACAGCCUAACGCUUCUUGGUCCAAGUAUCACGUAGUUUGAAUGUGAUUUACAGGUAAAGUGGAGGCACAUAUACCAAGGCUGUAGUUGGGUGUUGUGUGUGUGAGCCAAAAUAUCUAGCUUUUUUUGGACUUACCAAUUGUUGACAGUUAAAACAGUUGUGUUUUUGCUACCCGUGGUUAUGUGUGUACAGCACACACAAUGUCUUGAUUUCCACUCAAUGUAUCGCACAGAAAUAUCAGGAAAUGGGGGAACCUCUUUAUUGUAUACCAGUACUGUAUGUGGGGCACGUUCACUCGGAUGCUCUUCCUUUCUGGUGUCGUGGUCGAGACAUUACACCUGGAAGCAGUCUUGGACUUCUGAAGAUUCAGCUGCUAACCUUCUGCCUCACAACAGCACUACAAGCAUUGUUCCAGAUACAGUAAAAAUUUCUUGUGUCCAGCAACGUGGGGGACUGAGGCGCAGCCGGAAAGCUAAAUUUUCUGGGGAGCCGAAUGUCAACUAUGGGAGAACAUUGAAUUGUAACACAUUUUUAAUAAUUUUAAGCAUAGACAUGCUAAUGAUGAGAAAACAAUGGGGUUGAUGAUGGAUGAAGCCGGAUGUUCGAUACGACACAAGAAAUCAUGAGGUUAUUCCUACUUUGUGACCUCUGACCCGACCAAGGGCCGCGGGCGGCAUGGCUCUGGAGAAGCUGAAGAGGCUCGGGAAGCAGCUGCUGCGGGUGAAGGCGGUGACCGGCGGCGAGGACUCGCGGCUCUCGCGCUGCCUCAACACCUUCGACCUGGUGGCGCUGGGAGUGGGCAGCACGCUGGGCGCCGGCGUGUAUGUGCUGGCGGGCGCGGUGGCUCGGGAGAACGCCGGUCCCGCCAUCGUCCUGUCCUUCCUGAUCGCCGCGCUGGCGUCCGUGCUAGCUGGCCUCUGCUACGCCGAGUUCGGCGCUCGGGUUCCCAAGACGGGUUCGGCGUACCUGUACAGCUACGUGACGGUGGGCGAGCUCUGGGCCUUCAUCACGGGAUGGAACCUCAUCCUCUCUUACAUCAUCGGGACGUCCAGUGUGGCACGAGCUUGGAGCGCCACGUUUGACGAGCUCAUCGGGAGGCACAUUGAGGCCUUCUGUCGGACCCACAUGAGCAUGCGGGCGCCGGGCAUCCUGGCCGAGUACCCAGACAUGUUUGCUGUUCUCAUCAUCAUCACACUAACAGGCUUGCUGGCCUUCGGCGUGAAGGAGUCGGCCAUGGUCAACAAGGUGUUCACCUGCAUUAACGUGCUGGUUCUGUUUUUCGUGGUCGUCUCGGGGCUGGUUAAGGGCACGCUCAAGAACUGGGAACUGGAUCCCAGCAGUAUCUUCAACAGCACCAACUCGUCAAACCUCAACUCAUCGGGGCCGCCGCUGUCCAGAGAGACCCUUGGCGUCGGCGGGUUUAUGCCCUUUGGUUUCACUGGUGUUUUGUCCGGCGCUGCCACCUGCUUCUACGCUUUCGUGGGCUUCGACUGCAUCGCCACCACAGGUGAGGAGGUGAAGAACCCCCAGAGGGCCAUCCCCAUCGGCAUCGUGUCCUCCCUCCUCAUCUGCUUCGUGGCCUACUUCGGCGUGUCCGCCGCCCUUACUGUGAUGAUGCCGUACUACAUGCUGGACAAGAACAGUCCACUGCCCGUGGCUUUCAAGUACGUGGGCUGGGAGGGGGCCACCUACGCAGUGGCGGUGGGCUCCCUCUGUGCCCUGUCCACCAGUCUCCUGGGCUCCAUGUUCCCCCUCCCGCGCAUUAUCUUUGCCAUGGCCCGCGAUGGUCUGCUCUUCUCUUUUCUGGCACGGGUGAGCGAGCGGAAGACCCCCGUCAUCUCCACCAUGGCAGCAGGGGUCAUGUCCGCGGUAAUGGCCUUCCUGUUUGAUCUCAAGGACCUGGUCGACCUCAUGUCUAUCGGCACACUGCUGGCAUACACCCUGGUUGCAGCCUGUGUCCUUGUCCUCAGGUACCAGCCGGAGCAGCCCAACCAGCUGUCUGUCACACAGGAUGAGGUGGAGCUCAGUGAGUCCAUCGGUGCCCAUAGCAUGGGCAUCCUGCCUGGCGUGGAGGAGCGCUUCAGCGUGAAGAACCUCCUCUUUCCAGAGAAACCGGAGCCUUCCAACCUGUCCGGAUCUGCGGUCAACAUCAGCGCCAGCCUGCUAGGGUCCCUCAUCCUGGUGUUCAGCGUGUUGGCCGUUCAGGAGGGCCUCGCACCCUGGAAGGUGGCGGCCCUGGGGGUGCUGGCUCUGGCAUGUCUGGGCCUCACCCUGCUGAUAUGGAGGCAACCGGAGAGCAAGACAAAGCUGUCAUUUAAGGUACCUCUGCUGCCCUUUAUCCCUGUUAUCAGCAUGUUUGUCAACGUGUACCUGAUGAUGCAACUUGACCGGGGCACCUGGAUCCGCUUUGCCAUCUGGAUGGCCAUAGGCUUUGUUAUCUACUUUGGUUAUGGGAUCUGGUACAGCACAGAGGGCACGCUCGCCCGCUCCAGCACCGAGGCCGACCUUGAGGGGUAUAAGCCCACCUGCACCAGUGAGGACACCAUGUCUCAUGAAAAAGAGGCCUUUUUCUCUAACGGGCUUGACUCCAGGGCUGAGGAAGACGGAGACCUCUAAGGAUCUGGGCGGGGGCACCAGUGGGCCCCCGUUUUCAUGUAUGAGCUGUUUUUAAGUCAACGAUACUUGAAAGAAAUACUUUAAAGUUGAAAAGUAAUAUCAAGCAAAUAUCAAGCAAAUAUCAAGCAAAUAUCAAGCAAAUCAAAGGCUAAAGUUCAGACUGGCCCAGAAAAUCUUUCUUCCGGUUGAUGAGAAACCAAAAAUCUAAGACGAAAUGCUUCUCUGUUCUUUGUUGUACAGAAGACGGGCGUCUUGCCGUGACAAAAAAAAAAACGAACAAAGUAGAACUGAAAACCGUGUCCCAAUACAACUAAACGUCUCUCUUGCAGAUAAUGAUCGAAACAAAAUCGCUGUUUUUGUUUUGCGGCCAUUUAUUGGUCUCUGCUUUUUUGAUUGUUUUGAGUUUAGGCACGAUUUCCCAGCAUUCAAUGCUGCAGCCUUCCGCACUUAUGUCAGAGAGCUUAGCCUCUUAAUCUACAAUGGGGUCACACGAUGCAGGAAUCCUCCAAGUCUCCGAGAUCCAAACAUAUUGCCGUAUCUUGCCUUUGGGGUAGAGUCCCAUGUUUGGGAUACACGUGUUUCGCAGGCUGUCCUUGUCGUAAUUUAUGGUGAAAAACGCCCUCUCUUUCAGGGAAAGUCACGAUUCAGCUCUUGAUGUUCAAUGAACAUUCAGGUUGUCAUGUUGAGUUUAAUCGAAUCAGGGAGAUAAUCAUAUCUGCAUACACUUCCGAAGUAAAAUGAUAAACCUUAACACUAUUGAAAGUGGUAAAUGAGACUUUCCCUGCAAAAAUAAUCCUUUAAAAUAUUACUUUAUUGGUAAGACUUUAUAUGACCCAGCACAAACACUUAGUAAUAACUCAAUUACUACUGAAGUACAAAUAUAGUUGCUACUAGAGAUAGAAUGUGUGUCACGAUUAAUGAUGAACAAACAUGAGAUCAGUAUUUAACUUGGGUUAUUCAUUAUUUGUUCUGUCAGUGAUUCCUUCAGCAGUUCCUUCAGUCGUUCACAAAGGUUUACAGAAGUAACAGACAUAGUAACAAAUAUAGUAACUGCUUGGGAUAAAAGUUGCAUCAUGAUGCAUUAAUGAUGAACAAACAUGAGAUCAGUAUUUCACUUGUAUUACGACUUGUUCCUUCCGUAGUUCAAGGUUUACAGAAUGAACAGAUACAGUAACAAAUAUAGAAAAUGUUAGAGAUCAAUCAUGCGUCUCGAUUCAUUAAUGAUGAAUUAACAUGAGAUCAGUUUGUAAUUAAGAUUUAGUUUGUGGUUAAUUGAUGCAUAAUAAUACAUUAUGGUGUAAUACUGCAGUAUUUGUGUCUUGUCAAAUUAGUGUUACAACUUAAAUUUUUAUUACACAAGGGCUCGAUUUUGUUUGGAACGGAUAGCGCUGAGCAAGAAGCAUAAUCUGGGAUGGAAAUUUUGCUACUAGCCAUCUGGGGUAGAUCAGUAAAUAACCAUGCAAUUUUUUUAUUAGCCAGCAAGCUAGUGUUCAGUAUUUUGUACUCACCCUUCAUCUAAAUUACUCUCCUCUGGCGAGUGGAUGAGCUUAAUGUUCAGCACGGAGUAUAAUCGUUUGUUAUUUGAUUGAAUGUACAGUAUGUGUCGUCGUGACAGAUGCGAGCCUCACCGGAAAAAAGCUGGAAGACGAGAGCAUUGGCCAAAGAUCUUAACUAGUUAGCUAACCAGUGUCAUGUCAUGUUACGGGAACACAGUGCUGGUUAUUGUGUCUCACUCAACUUGAAUUUUUUAUUAAGUUUUCAAAUCUUGCCCCCCCACCACUACUGCUGUUUUCAUCUCUGAACUAACAAGUUCUUUCUGCUUGUGCAAGGCCUCUGACGCCUGAUCUUCCUUCGUAGGGGGGCACGUCACUCUGCUGAUUGUUACAAACACAAUUUGUACAAGACACAAAACAUUUGCUGAAUAUGGAUGAAUGAAACAAAAUCUGCACUGUGCAGCAGGUUGCAUUACAUUUAAAAAUGUAACAAAUGCAGUAGCAGAAAUUUCUACUUCACCACAGCUUGUCCUACUCUCUGUUAUGCUACUUGUGUUGUGCCAAAAUAGAUACAUUUUCAAUACUUGUGAAUACUAUAGAUGUAGACAGUUAAACAAUGUAAUAGACAUUUUUUCUGUACAUAAAGUAGUGAAUUCUGUACAUUAGUAAAUUAUUUGCAAAAUUGUCAUAUAUUUUAAGAAAGUAGGAUAUCAGUGCUUUGUAUUUUGGGAGUGUAUUUCAUGGUGAAAAAAUGGUGUGGUUUUUUUAUCUAGCUUUUUAACAGUCAGUUCGGUGUUUUGCUAAGUUUUUAUGUGCUUUGGUGAUUUUUUAUUUUUUUAUUGCCACAUCAUGCUGCUCAUUAUGAAACGAUAAUCAAUUAACUGUGGACAGAAUGUUGCUAAAAUAUGCCAUAAUUGAUUACAUUGUUUCAGAGUAUAAUGUUACAUAGAAACUGGGGAUUCUGUCUAGAGCAGUGUUUCUCAUCCUUGGGAACCUCCAGACGGUCCACGUUUUUGCUCCCUCUUGGGAGCGGGUAAGGAGCAAAAACGUGGAAUGUCUAGGGAUCCCAGAGGAUCGGGUUGAGAAACACUGAUCUAAAAAGCUUCUUGACAUCUUACUGUGGGACAUGCCAUGUUUCUGUCUGUAAUGUUGCCAUUGUUACUGCCACACCUGCCUGUAGUCAUGCCUUCUUAAAAAGUACACAAGUUCAAGCCAUUGAGAUUUUCUAACACAUAUUCUCAAAAUAAUGUUUUUGACACAAAGUUUAUAAAGAAAACUGAUACAGUAAUGUGACACCCCGUUCGAUUUUUCUGCCUAUGCAUAAUUUGUCCUGAAGAUAGAUACUUGUUUAACAAAAUAAAAAGUUUUAACGCUGUUUCAGCUGUCAGGCUGCAAUAGCAGUUACGUAGUAGUGCGAUUAAAUUUAAAAUAUUAAAAUGUAAUGUGCUUAGAAGACACCGGCACAAACUUGUGGAAGAUACGCAAACUCCACACACAGAAGCAGGAUCGGAACCAAACCCACAACCCUGCUACUCUGAGAUGAGCCGCCCACCCUUUUUUACACUGGUGUAUAUAUUUAAUACGACUUUUUUGUGCAUAAGGGCAGCUAUGGUGUGGCAUGGGGUGUGUGUAUCUUUGUAACAACAUUUUGUUUCUUCAACCCUCCAUUGUGUUUGUCGUCUCCUUGGGAUACAUAUGGCCGUUAAAUCCAUUUCCUGGACCAUUUCCAAUGAGUUCUUCCUCUGUGAAUAUUUUCCUUGACCUGUUAUAAUAUGUCGAUUCGCAAUGUAAAAUAUCUCUGAAGUGUUUUUCGUCUCAGUUGACGCUGCUGUAAAUAAAUCCUGGCAUUUUAACCA
This is a messenger RNA of Brienomyrus brachyistius, 6457 nucleotides long. RefSeq names its product solute carrier family 7 member 1a (gene slc7a1a). Gene Ontology annotation, cellular component: plasma membrane. Bases 1168 to 3108 code for a protein of 646 amino acids. The record is from RefSeq and is a predicted model, not a curated record. Gene Ontology annotation, biological process: transmembrane transport; amino acid transport. Gene Ontology annotation, molecular function: amino acid transmembrane transporter activity. NCBI's taxonomy places the organism in Eukaryota, Metazoa, Chordata, Actinopteri, Osteoglossiformes, Mormyridae. The transcript has 12 exons.